This is a messenger RNA of Oncorhynchus tshawytscha (Chinook salmon), 997 nucleotides long. It is a transcript of the gene org, whose product is annotated as oogenesis-related gene. The record is from RefSeq and is a predicted model, not a curated record. The transcript has 7 exons. Bases 242 to 871 code for a protein of 209 amino acids. NCBI's taxonomy places the organism in Eukaryota, Metazoa, Chordata, Actinopteri, Salmoniformes, Salmonidae.
ACAUUUUGCCUACCGAAUGUGACAGGCUAUUUUCGGCCUAUCUGAUGUUGGCCCAUACCUUUCUACAGAUGCUGCCAUAAUUCAUAAUUUCGCUAAUUAGUGAUUCGAUAAAUGGUCACAGUUAGCCUAAUUGUUUGUGUGGGGUGAUUGGCUCAUCUUCUGCUAUUCCGGGGUUCAUAAGAACACUGAUCACAUAGCGCUGUUAUCAGCUUCCUUCCAAUCUAUCGCCACAUUCAUCAGUAUGACCUCUGAAUGUAGCGUCGCCAUCGAACAGGACAACGACGGUGUUGAGGACAAAGUUGUGGUGAAGAGAGACAGUGUGUUAACCACUGUACUCUGUCGCCUGUCACAGUUUUGGCCUGUCAGACUAGCGAUGCGUGCUAUCCGUGGGUUUUGGUGGCUGUUGGGUCUCUCCCCUUCAGAUGAGGCUUUUGUUCCUCCAGAAGAGGAUGACAAUCCUAGUCCAGCCCGCCACUGUCUAGCAGGCCGCAAGCGUCUGCGUCGAGCCACACGCAUCCUGUUGGCCAUCCUGCCUCGCCGUCUGCAGAGCGCCCUGGGCUACCCUGUGUGCACCAGCAUCGGCUGUGCUGUAUCCCCAGAGGUGCUUUGCUCCCCCACUAAGCUCUGUGGGAAAGGCAACAAGAGGAAGCAGGAUGACAUUGAUGACGACGAGGAGCAGCAGACGUGGGUCGAGGCACUCUCUCAGGAACUAGAGGAUGAGGAGCCAUCUGUUGAUCCUGACUAUGAGCCGAGUGCAGUGGAUACUGACAGUGAGGAGUAUAACUCUCAAAAUGACACAGAAAGUGACCUUGAUGUUUCAGGGAAGGUCGUGAUCGACGACCUUAAAACGAAUGUUCCUCAGACGGCAUAGUGGAAGGUGGCAUUUCAGGUACAUCUGGUGUGCGCCACCUUCAGUUUUAUCACCACCUGUAAGCCUCCAGUGCCAGUAUUCACUUUUUGCUUGUUUGUAAUUGACUAAAUAAAACAUUCAUCUUUA